UUUGUUGCGUCUUCUUUGUUAGGAAUAGACUUUGCAAUCCAAACAAGCAAGCAGAGGUAUUAGCCUUCUCGCUAGCCCCUUCCCGGCCAUUACAAAAGCGCCAUUUUCCCCACCGCCUCCUUCCCUCUUCCCACUACGCGUACAUACUGAGUUACUCUUUUGUCGCGUGUACGCCGACAGGCGCUCUAUUCCUCCUUCAGUUACGACUACGACAUUUGACGACUCCAUCAAGCCGAUAUUGUACAAUAUUGUACACUCUAGACGCGCCGCGUCUCUCUAUCUUCCUACGUGCUUGCCUGGCGAUCCGUUGAUCACCUGUCUACCCUGAUCCUCGCCUGAUUCCCACUUUGAAGAAUAAUGACGACCCUUACCUCCCAGCCACAGGCAGUCGGGUCCCAGCUGCACCAAUCGCUCUCUGCUACGCACGAUUAUGAGUAUGACCCUCCAGAGUCACCACUCUCUUCCUCUUCCUUUAUACAAGGAGACGCAGAGAUGGAUCAGGAUCACGCAAACUUUUAUUAUCAGCAACAACAGCAAGCUAUACUCUACCAGCAACAUCAUCAAGAAAACGGACUCGAACCUGGUGCAGCACGAAUGGCAGCAAGGCACGCAAGGCUGGGCGCAGAUGGUGACAGUGAUGACGGGUUCAGCGAUGAAGAGAGUGACUCGGACAGCAUGCCUGAUGAAAGUAUCGACUUUAGUCUGACCUAUGCUCUGCAUACAUUCUUGGCAACUGUGGAAGGGCAAGCUUCCGUCGUCAAAGGCGACUCUCUUGUCCUCCUCGACGACGCGAACUCGUACUGGUGGCUCGUGCGCGUCCUUAAAACAGAAGACGUAGGUUAUAUUCCCGCGGAGAAUAUCGAGACCCCCUACGAGCGUCUAGCGAGGCUCAACAAGCACCGUAAUAUCGAUCUCGCUGCUGCAACAUUGACAGAGAAGCAGCUCGGCGAAAUGCAGUCUAGAGAAAAGCUCAAAGGCGCAAUCGCUGCGAAGGGGAGAAGCGCGAGACAAGGCUCCAGCGAAGGGUCAGAAGAAAGCGGCGCUAGAAGAGUUGUGUUUGCUCCGCCGACAUAUGUUGACCAUCCUGGUGUUACCUGGAGCUCAGAUGAAGAAUCCAGUGAAGGAGAGCAUGAGCCUGACGAGGCUGAGGGACAAGAAGACGGACAUGAGGAUCAGAUUGAAGAUGAGAAAUUUGCUCAAGAAGUCAUGGACGUGGAUCAGAGUAUGGAUGAGAUGGAACCAGACGAUGGCAUCGAGUGGGCGGAUGAUGCGGCCGAAAGAGAAAGACAGAAAGCUUUGGACCAACGCGUUCAAGCACAAGUCCAACAAAAUAGUGUACAACCAAAGUCCAACAAUCCUUUUGCGCCUCCACAAGUAAAAUCAAACACGCCUGCCGAUACGGUCUCGAUUGACCGCCCAGGAGAUUCGACCACCUCUCUCGUAACUUCUAAUGGCAAUCCUACCCUCGACCCUGCAGUUGCUGCUUCUGACACUAGGAGGGUUACUGCUACUCCUGCAGUCGCAAACAGUCCACUUCUACCUUCCGCUGUGGUUCAACAGAGCCAGCGUAAAGUCAGUAACCAAUCGACGUCUUCCGUCUAUUCUGCAAUCUCUGCAAGCUCAUCUGUGAGAAGUAGUACGCCAAAUUCUAUUACGAGCCCUGAAGAUAACAUGAAAAAGUCCAAGAAGGCGCGGAAGGGUAAAGACGAAGAAGGCGGCGAGAAGAAGAAAAAGGGCCUGCUUGGCGGACUGUUCUCUCGGAAUAAGAGCAAUAAGCCCAAGGGAAUUUCCAGCGGUGACACCAGAAGCUCCGAGGAGAGCACCGUGGAAGAAUUCUCCCAAGGAAUUGUCUAUGGACGAGAUACCUCAACCGGUAGUCUUACACCACAACAGCAAGCUGAACAUCCACAAUCAGGUGUUUCAACUCAUUCACUCAAACUUCAGCAGCAAGAUCAAGCCCGUAUGCAAUCCUACACCAACAAGUACCUCCGUUCACCUUCAUCUGGCCUUCAUUCUCCUUCCAAUGCUGAAGCUGCUGCUGCUGUCGCUCAAUCAGCAGCUGCCAUGCGCCUGACAGCAAGUAUGAACGGCACCGCCAAUGGCCGAUCAGCUAGGCCAAGCAGCAUCAUUGUGUCACCCAACCCUGACGGGCCGCCCUUGUUGAAUGUCAUUAGAAUCUUCGCAGGAACUAGAGUUCAGAGUGAGGCAUCGUUCAAAACAGCCCUGGUUAAUGAGACGACAAGUGCUGGUGACCUUAUUCGGCAGGCAGUGCAGAGAUUCCAUCUGAUAUCUCCAGCCGGCGAAGAUCCUGUCAAAAAUUACUUCAUCACCGUCAAGGACUUUGACGGCUCUGAGCUGGAGCUCUCCCCGACUGAAAAGCCUCUUGUCCAGUUCCAGAAUGCUGUAGCUCGAUGGACAUCCGGGGAAACAGAGGCGGACGAGCUCGGUAAAAUUCUUCACGAGCGGUUAGGUGCUAUCACUCCUACCGUAAACAGAGAGAGUGUGAGCAGCAUCUCGAGUGUACUCAGUCUUUCAAAUCAUCCUGCCAUCAAAAAGCUAGGCAUGGAUUGGGAGGAUGACUCUGCCGUUAAACUAUACCUUAACAGGCGAGUGCCAGGUGGGCAGGAGGAAACUCAACAAGAAAUGAGAGGACUAGUAGAAGCGAGCCAGAAGGGGGUGUCAGAGGCGCAAAGCGAGUUCUCAAGUUACAGCACAGGCUUAUCGACCGUGCAUGAAAGCCCAGAUGCGCCGGGCGGAGUUCUGUUUCCUGCAAUGUCCCAGAAUGAAAGUAAGAACCCCCAUCUCACGAUAUCCACCUCCUAUCAGGGUCCUGCAGAAAGAUAUCUAUCCCCAUCGGCGAAAUUCACACUUCAGCUUCUCCUUCACCCGUCUGACCUACCUGAUGGGGUCGCAUUUGACCCAUCAUCUGAGUCACUGGUUCCCCGUCCUCAUAUGCCAUCCCCGUCUGUUGAAGAGCCUCGGAUGAAACUUUUCACGGUCCCACGUAACGCGAAUGUAGUGGAUGUUAUCGAACAAGGAUUAGAAAGGUUUGGCGUCCAAGAAGGUGUAGUGGAUGGUGGCGAUGAGGUUGAGGACAAAGUUGGGAAAAGAAGGAGUAUGACUAGGGUUAGAUAUUGUCUGGGUGUCAUUAUCGACGGGAAAGAGAGACAGCUUCCAACUUCAUCCAAGAUAUUGGAGGCUUAUCCCUCCCCUCCGAUGUUCAAGCCUAUGGAGAAAAGCACGCCCGAAAGCCGACGACGUUCUAGAGAUCUCAGUUCACAUCUGGGGUCCAUGGGAGAUAUUAGAGAGAGCGACCCUAUUUUCGUGCUUCGUAAGGUUGGGCCUCGUGGGCUUGCGGGCGCAAUGAUCGAUGGUCUGAAGGCACCUGCGUUGGCUACACCGUUGACGAGUGCGACGCUCUCCACUACCUCUUCUGGUCCACGCUCCCCCGCUGAGAUUAUCGCGGCCCAACGUGCAGCUUCUCGUUCUCGUCAACUCUCCAUCUUGUCGAAGACCAAUAAAUCUGAAGGCGUGGAUGUCGUACUUCCAUCUUCUCAGGGGACUUUCCGCUCCACGAAGCAGGUAGAUGAAAAAGGAAGCCGUGUUAUGAGAUAUAGCUAUAUCGACGAGGGCGGAGAGAUGUAUGAUAUCUCAGAGCUUUUGGAGCAGGAGUGGGGCAAAGGCAAGGUAAAGGCGAUUGAAGAAGAGGGAGAAAAGGAAGAGUUCGGCAUGAGCUUGGUGGGAAAUGGAAAGAAUGGGCCGCCGGGAUUGUUGAGACAAAUGACAGAUACAUCGAAUUAUUACACAGCACCAAGUACGCCCCAACCUGGUGCCGAUCUUGACAUCGACGAGGUCGAAAUUUUAGAUGACUCGCGACCCCGCUCCCUGGAAAGGAGCGAAGAAGAUCUUUUGCAGACUGCUGUCCAGCGGGCUAGUCAAGAUGGUCAGUCUGCUGGACUGGAAGAAGCGUUGAAAAGGGUGUUAAGUCGAGUGAAAGAAGGUUCUAGUAAGGGCAGUACAGGUCCAGAGGAUGUUGUCCGAUCCCAAAAUGGCACGCCAAAUGGAAGAGUGACGCCGCAGCAGACCAUGGUGGUUGACCCACAGGCUACUCCACGCGCAUCAGGCCAUCAGUAUCAACAGAACAGCCACGCCCUUGAUCAAUCUCGUUCUAAUUCUCGUCAAACAAACCGCGAAUAUGACGACACGGCGACGAGCGUCAACCGCAUCAUUUCUCGGCACCGACAACAUCCCUCUAUUGCUUCCAUCAUGUCAGAUAUUGAAUCGAACAGCGGAUCACUCCGUUCUCGCGAGUAUUCUGCUGAGCCUCGAAGCAUUAGUGAUGUGGAUGAGAACACCGACACCGAUCUUGAAGGAUCAGGUUCGGGCUAUGAGGCGAACUUCAAUGACCGCAGUUCCACACCCGCUACAGCUACGUCGUCUACGCAUCCCACUCCGCCAUUCAGUGGAGGAGCUUUUGUGUACACCCGUGCUGUGAAUACUUCUUCCCCGUCGCUCCGACUGCCCAUCAGCUACCAAGAUGACUUUGGAAUGAAGGAUAUGAUGGCAGUCAUCAAGACAAGGGCAAGAGAGUAUCGCCGUCCUCUUGUCAAACCCAAAUCAAAGGAAACUCGGAUGCGUAGUAGUUUGUCAAGCAAGGCUUCGUCACGGUCGGAUGAACGACCAGGGGCUAACUGGCAAGACGAUGAAUUGGUGGACGAAGUGGAUAGACAUUUCAUUGGAGAGAAAAUUGAUUGGGAUGAGGUCCAUCCGGAAAUCAGGGGGUGUUUCCAAGGCGUGCAAGAACGAUUGGACAAGUUUGACAGGGAGUUGGAUGAGCUGUUGGCCGAGGUCGGUGCUUUAGGAGCAUUAUGAAAAUGUACAUGACGGUAGUUUUCUCUUGAACGAAAGGGCAAUGUCAGUAUAGUGGUUACGAUAAUAGUAUGGUAUUGUAAACGUGUGAUAGGUUUCUCUGGCAGCUUAGUACUCAUAUUUUAUGAUGUGAUUCAACACGAGAUAAUGAC
Molecule: messenger RNA, 5021 nt
Organism: Cryptococcus deneoformans JEC21
Lineage: Eukaryota; Fungi; Basidiomycota; Tremellomycetes; Tremellales; Cryptococcaceae
Product: expressed protein
Exons: 4
Coding region: 358-4872 (1504 amino acids)
Biological process (GO): establishment or maintenance of actin cytoskeleton polarity; signal transduction
Cellular component (GO): cell tip; microtubule cytoskeleton
Molecular function (GO): protein binding
Source: RefSeq, a predicted model, not a curated record